ACCCGUCCGAAAAUGGGGAAAUCCCGCUGCCGACGUGGUCGCCAAGCUUACGAUGUUCCUGAAGCUGCCUUGCCCUGUAACGAACCACGACGACCUCACACUCCUUUCCAACCUUGCAGCACGUUCAGCACCAUUAGCGACGCAGCCUUCUGGCUUGCCCCGUUAGGGCUUCUUUAGAGCCUUACGAAAUCAUCAGUCACCGUGCGUCACCGAUUGGAUCACCGGGAUCAACAAUCAACAGACGUCUGAGUUCUGACGCAUCGAGUUUAGAAAUUGGAAACACCAUUCUAUGCCGUCGAACAAGAUUAUCUGGCAGCAUUCAUUUUAUAUAGGGAACUAUCUCGGCGGUAUUCUCUAUGGAGUAGAGUUGAUGAUGUACUUCCUGACCUUGGGCGUCCUUUGCCGGAAAAUGCGAGCAAGUAGACGCCACUUAUUCUUCUUCCUUCUCAACACGUGCUUCCUCAUACUAUUGACUGUGGACGUCUCAACCAAUGCUGUAUUCGGAGAGAUAAUGUUCAUCGAGAAUAAAGAAGAGCCGAUUAUCAGUCUUAGCGUUUGGUAUCAAAUCCUUGGAUCAGCUUCGGUCCUUGUAAUGGCUUUAUUAGGGGAUGCGCUGCUACUUCACCGACUAUGGAUUAUUUGGGGUUCCCGUUAUUACGUGAUUCUCUUCCCUUGUUUGAUAUACUUGGCUGCAACCGUGCUAGGUAUCAUUCAGCUUGUAUCUGCUUUCACUCCUGGUGGUCAUUUCUUUUCCGGAAAAGCUGUCGACUUCGGGGUUCCAUAUUACUCCAUCCUGAUAGGCAUGAAUGUGACUGUAACGUUGCUUAUUUGCGGACGCCUUGCCUACUUGUCGAAACAAGUUCUUGCUGCUUUGGGUCCGGAGAACGCACGGCUCUAUACGAGCGUCGCCGCCGUCAUGGUUGAGUCAGCUGCGCCGUACACGAUCUCAGGUGUUAUAUUUCUUGCACUGUAUGCACAGGGGAAUCUCGCCUCAGCAGCAGUGGGACAAGUUUGGGCGAAGCUGACUUGUAUCUCUCCCCAGAUGAUAAUUCUCCGGAUUAUCUCUGGUAAGGCUUGGUCACGUUCUGUCAUGACGCAGGAACAGACGGAAUAUGUGCAUGGCCCAGUAACAGGCCAGAUGUUCACCUCGGGGCUACAGCUCGGUACUGAUCAAAGUUCAGAUUCAGUCUUAGCGAUGCAAACCUUGGGUAAAUACCAUAGCGUAUACGAUGUGGUAUAAUCUAUACCAUCCGAGGCCUUUCGUUUAAGCAGUCGCCUUUGCAGUAUAUUGUUAUUGUGUAUAUAUCGAUGUUCUAACCCCAACUCUCUUUUCUUGGUUUUUUCCCCCGUCUCUUCUUGCUGAUGUCCAUAGACAGCGACUUUUAUGCCCAAUACAAAUACUUCUCGAUGAAUACUACUAG
Somion occarium is the source of this 1421-nucleotide messenger RNA. The record is from the annotation of a GenBank genome assembly. NCBI's taxonomy places the organism in Eukaryota, Fungi, Basidiomycota, Agaricomycetes, Polyporales, Cerrenaceae.